AUGUACACGGACCCUGUGAGCCAAGUCGAACUAGAGAAAGAAGGUGUGAGGUACUUCACUAGCGCAAACCCGGAAAACUGCAAAAAUGGGCUCAAGUUGCACGUGCCCGUUCAGUCUCAAGAAUACGAGCCGCACACUCACGAACCUCCAUUUGAGCCAUUUACACCUCAUGAUCCGCCGUAUGACUCGCCGGAGCCGGAGCCCGUUAAGCCGAAACCUCCAGUCGAGCCAUUUCCACCUUAUGAUCCUCCAUACGAUCCACCACAGCCCGUUAGGCCUCCACCACCUUAUGAUCCUCCGUACGAUCCACCACAUCCCGUUACGCCUCCACCACCUUAUGAUCCUCCAUACGAUCCACCGCAGCCCGUUACGCCUCCACCACCUUAUGAUCCUCCGUACGAUCCACCGCAGCCCGUUAGACCACCACCCUCGGCCGCAACCUAUUUGAACAACUUGUCUCUUGUGUUGUUUGUUGGGUUGUUGAUUUGCUAUGUGGUGGUCAUGUAG
Messenger RNA from Striga hermonthica, 507 nucleotides. The record is from the annotation of a GenBank genome assembly. NCBI's taxonomy places the organism in Eukaryota, Viridiplantae, Streptophyta, Magnoliopsida, Lamiales, Orobanchaceae.